Manis javanica (Malayan pangolin) is the source of this 2805-nucleotide messenger RNA. The record is from RefSeq and is a predicted model, not a curated record. NCBI's taxonomy places the organism in Eukaryota, Metazoa, Chordata, Mammalia, Pholidota, Manidae.
AUGGACCUUCACCACGCCUUAGAAGCGAGGUUAGUACCGCCCCUUCCCCAUUCACAGAUAAAAAACGGAAGCCUAAGCCGCGUCCGAGACCUUAGGAUGGCGAGCAGUGUAGGGAGGCUCGGUGCGAGCCCUGGGAUCGGUACGGUGCGGCCCCGGGCCUCAGUGUCUCGUACCUGUGAGGUCCACACCCUCCCGGACGCCGGGGUCCGCCUUCCCGAACUUGCCCCGAGACCUCCCGCACCCCUCUCCCGGAUCGGCUCCGGGAAAACGCCCCGGACGCCGCCGCCGCACUCCCUCCAGCCGCCUCCGAGCAGCCUGCGGAGCUCGGGUGCGCCGGGAGCCACAGACUCGCCGCUCUCCGCGACACUGCCGUGUUGGAGCGCUCAGUUUCUCUGCCUGCGGCCGCGGGCGACACCAACCAAUCAGCGUCAAGCCACUGGGGAUCGCAGCCAAUUGGAAGACAUCAAGCUCUUAGGGAAGGCGGGCCGAACCUUCCUGGCGUGUCCGGGGAACCCACCCGAGGGCCUCGGAAAGCAAGCAGCAGAAGUUGGCCCGAGCAGUGUGUGUUUGCUUGGAUUGGCUGGCGCGGCGGCGUGUGGAGCGCUGAUUGGUCGCCGGGAAAUGGACCGAUUCCACGAAUUUGUCUAAGAAAAUACUGAAGAAUGGGUACCAAGAUUCCAAGUUCAUCUUUACCCCAGUACUGUUUUUCAUAGCACAAAAGAUAGAAACACCUUGCAAGUCCAAGAAUGUGGGAUUGAAUUUCUGUUUGCGAGCAAGAUGGAGUAAUGAAAGACAUACAAGAUACGUUCUCUGACCACAGUGGAUCUAAAUUAGAAAUCAGUAACAAAUUUAUCUGGACAAACCCCAAAUAUCUGGAAAUUAAAUUACAUACUUUUAAAUGACCCAUAGGUCAAAAAACAAAAUUGAAAGGGAAAUUAAGAAAAGUUUUAACUGAAUAAAAAUGACAACAUAGCGUAUGAAAUUUAUGGUGUAAGCUAAAGCAGUAAUUAGAAGGAAUGCUUUUUGCUCUAAACACCUACAUUAAAAACAGAUCUCUACUCAAUGACAUUAGCUUCCACCUUAAGAAACAAGAAAAGUUUCAAAUUCCUCUAAAGAAACAAACCACCAGAUUUAUUCAAGAAGAAAUAGAUAAUGCCAAGAGCCCUAUAUCUAUUAAUGACAUUGAAUUUGGAGUUUUAACCCUUCUCACAAGGAAAAUUCCAUUGUCAGACGCCCUCACUGGUAAAUCCUACCAAACAUUUAAGAAGAAAUAAUAUUUCAACACAAAUUCUUCCAGAAAAUUGAAGACUUCCUAUCUCAUUCUACAAGGCCAACAUUACUCUGAUACUAAAACCAGAAACAGAUAUAAGAAAAGUACAUAACACUCUCUCUCUUGAACAAAUAAACAACACCUUCUUACCAAAUUUUAACAAACCAAAUCUAACACUAUAUUAAAAGGAUAAUACAUCAUGACUGAGUGGGGUUUAUCUCAGGAAUGCAAAGUUACUUUAAUACUCAAAAACCAGUCACUGGAAUUCACUGUAUUAAUGGACUGAAAAACGAUGCCAUCAUAUUAAUAGAUGAAGAAAAAGCAUUUGACAAAUACCCAACAUGCAAUCCUAAAAAAACACUGAGCAAACUUGGAAUAGAAGGAAUAUCCUCAACCCAAUGAAGGGCAACUCCCGAUCCGGCACUGAACAUCUUCCUUAAUGAUGAGUCACGAAAUUCUUUCCCCUAAUGGGAGGAACAGGCCAGGAGGACGGCUCUCACUGCCUCUCUUCAACAUUGUACUGGAGGGUUUUGCAGAUCCAUCCAAGCAAGAAAGAAAAAUAAAAGACACCCAGACUGGAGAUGAAGAAGUAAAGUUGUCUUUAUUCACAGAUGGCAAGAUCAUCUAUAUAGAAAAUCCUAUAGAAUCUAUAUAACUAUGUGUUUGCUAGAGCUAGCAAGUCAGGUUAGCAAGGGUGGAGGAUGUGAGAUCAAUAUACUAGCAAUAAACAAUUGGCAAAUGAGAUUAAAAUUAUAAUUCCAUUUGUGACAGCAUAAAAAUAUAAAUUUCCUGGAGGUAAAUAUGAAGAAAAAAAUGUGUAUGGCCUGGUACACAGCAACUGCAAAAUAUACUGGAAAAAGUAAGAAACUAAAUAGCGAUAAAUGCCAUGUUUGUGUGUAAACAUGGAUAAAAUAUCAACUCUCCCCAGUUUGAUCUAUAGAUGUAACACAAUCCCAGCAGGUUUAUUUGUAGACAUUAACAACUAAUUCUGAAAAGCAUGUGGAAAUGCAGAGCACACAGAAAAGCCAAAACAAUUCUGAAAAACAACCAAGUUGACCAACUUAUCACCUGAGUUUGUCUUAGUAUAAAGUUACAUUGAUCAAGAUUGUGAUAUCAGAAUUAAGAAAUAUAAAUAGAUCAAUAGAACAGAAUAGGGUCUAGCAGUAUAACCACAUAUAUAUGGUUAAUUGAUUUUCAACAAAGAUGCAAAGGCAUUUCAAAAAACAUGAGAUUAAUCAGGUAAAUUCUUUGGUAAAGGGUGCAGCCAUUAAAUUUUGCUGUAAAAAUAUAUGUGUUGAUAUAGCAAGGUAUUCAUGAUAUAUCAAGAGAAAACUUCAGGGUCAAAAACAAUUUAUAAGUUAUUCUGUUUUUGAAUGGGAUCUAUGUUUUUUUCAAAGGGAUACACAUACAUAUACUUACAGACAAACAUAUGCAAUAAAAAUGAUUAUUAAUAGUAGGAGCCUGGAAUUACUUAUAAUUUAAAUUUUGCUUUUAAUGUCUAUGCUUUUAUUUAUUUAUAAUAGACAUAUACUGUA